AUGGCCGACCUGCUGAUGGAAGAGCUGCGCGCAGCCAGACACCGAGCUCAAUCACUGCUCAAACAGUUUCUAAAGAUCCUCGACUCGGUGCACAUCGCCCCUGGAAGUCUCGUCGUUAUCCUGUUCUUCCUGGUGUCGGCGGUGCUGUGUUUGUCAGGCUGCCUGAUGCUCCUCUGCUGCAAGCGGCCGAAGCGCGGCACAAAGGGCAACGCGCAAAAGGAGUUGCUAUGCAAGAAAGGGCUAUUCGCGCUGAUGCUCGCUCGGCUCGACGAAUUCGACUCGCUCACCCCGCUGAUCGUCACACCAAACACCCCGCUGGACAACAAGGAGAUGACACUUUCGAGCUCCUCUUCAAAUCUGCAACGACCCUCCUCCACUUCUCCACCUCCGCCCCGACGUCCGCAAGGAGGACGGACGCUGCUGGUGCCGUUGAAUACGCGAUAUCGAUCGCCAGCUGUUCCGCUACUCGGGACGCCGGAGAGUCGAGUGACAACUUUUGAAGCGGGAACUACGAAGAGCUGCGCCACGAUUCCAGAAGAUGAUGAGGAGACGUACGAGGAUUUGGUGUCGAUCGAUCGGACAUCUUUUUCUACUCGAUCCGACGCGAAAUCUCAACGCUAUUUUUCCCCAUCCGCCUAUAACCUCUACGUUCCCGGGUCGCCACCAGAAUUUCAGGUGCCAACCCCCGCCUACGAUCCGCCAGAACCUCCCUCAAAAGAACCGAUCCGGCCAAGGCCACAGAAGCUGUACGCAAGAAACGAGAAGAAGCCGGAAUCCCGGGAAAUCCGGCUCGAGAUGGAGAAGAUGAUGCAAAAGGCGAAGAAGAGUAGCCCGGAGACGCCGACGAACAGCUUGAGCAGUCCGCAAUCAUCGCUGGGAUCGGCAUCUCCAGUCGACACGACCGGCUCGCUCAGCGACUCGUUUUGCAUAGACCCAAAUUACGGAAAAGAUGCGGACAAACGGACUGAUGUCGAUCCAACCGGAAAAUAUCAGCUUCACAGAAUCGAGGAAGAAUCUGAGCAUUUCUCCGAAGAGCUGCUCGAUAAAUGCACCGACUCGCAAAAUAUCGCGCGGAGCGUCAGUCAGCAGUUUGAACUCCUGCAACUCCAACAUCACCGUCAAUCGUCA
Mesorhabditis spiculigera is the source of this 1128-nucleotide messenger RNA. NCBI's taxonomy places the organism in Eukaryota, Metazoa, Nematoda, Chromadorea, Rhabditida, Rhabditidae. The record is from the annotation of a GenBank genome assembly.